GGAGAGAAGACAAUGGCUUUCAGUCAGUUAAGACCACACCAAGGUUUUAUAGUGUUUGAAGAAUUCUCUCCUCACUGGAGUUUGAGAAUUCUCUGUGUUUGAGUUAACAUUUGGGUGAAUUUGCUGUCACCUUCAGGCGAUUUCCUGCAUUACUGCAGGAACAAUAUUCCACUUUAGACAAUCUGAUGACUACUACCCAAACUUUUAGCCCCACACAGCUAAAAUGGAAGAGAAAAGCAAGAAGAAAAGGCGCCAUUUGAUGCUGGUGUUCUACUGGGUGAAGAAGAGGGUCCCAGAUAAGAAAUUAUGUCCCACAUCUGACAAUUCAUAUAUAUCUUCCUCCACUUGCAAGGAGCCCCAUGUUUCACCCUACUUCACCAGGAGCAAAGCAAAGCCCCCUCAUCCCAGGAGAAGCACCAGGUAUAAAGUCCCACCUCAGGAGAAAACGACCAUCUAUUCAGUACCUUCAAAGUCUCUUCUUGUCCGGAGGAAAACCUACAGGCGUUACAAGCAAAGGAGGCCAAAGAAAGCAAACACAGAGGAAACAAAUGUCCAGGAAUCAACAUCUAAUUGCCCCCUAGACAGAGAAGAACUAGGGAGAUGUUCGUGGUCAUUUCUACAUACGAUGGCAGCAUUUUAUCCUAACCGGCCCAGUAAAAUUCAGCAGCAAGAAAUGAUACAGUUUAUCCAAUUAUUUUCCAAAGUUUUUCCUUGUGAUGAAUGUGGAGAAGAUUUCAGGAAUAGAAUACAAAAAAACCAACCUGAUGCGAGCAACAGACGUAAUUUAACACAGUGGUUUUGCCAGAUUCAUAACGAAGUAAACAAGAAGCUGGGGAAGCCUGAAUUUGACUGCUCUCUUGUAGACCAGCGAUGGCGAGAUGGAUGGAAGGAUGGAUCCUGUGAUUAGAUCUGCUGGAUAUUUUUCCAACUUGAUUAAAAAAAAUCAACAAAACACCCCAAAAGCAAUCCAUUAUGGACCAUUAAUGGAGACAAAAUUGUGCAUUUGUUAAUGGAGGUGAUGGAAACAGGCAAAGGGCUUUGAUAUGUAUUUUCCAUUUCUGGUUUUGAAAUUUUAAUAUGGAUCUCUGUAAUAAUUUUCCAUAUGGACCCUCUACCUGUUGAUUGUGCUGUUUUCCUGACCACUUGAAUUAUUUCAAAUACCAGCAAUUGCUGCCUUCAGAAGCCUAGACUAUGCUAGAAGAAACUAUUCUGAACAUGAAGACAUUGUGCUUUCUCAGCUCAGUACUGAUUUAAUCCCUGGAAAUCUGAGAUGGCCCAUCUGCAACUAUUUGCAGCCUUCCCCUGAGCACAGCAUCAUUUGCCUUCAUUGUGUUGCUUGCAUUUUUGUGUUGAGCAGAUUCCCCCCCCCAAACUCUACACUUAAUUCUAUUUUUUUUAAAGUGCUACAGUAUAAAUUAGGUCUGCUUACUUUUCUGCAGCAUAGAGCCCUGCAGUAGAACAGGGUCUCAUUUAAGGUGUGAGCAAAGGGUAUCCUCUUUUUAUGUUCCUUUUGGCCAGACUCAUAAAAGAAGACAAUCUAGAUUAAUUUACUUUUGAUUAAUGAAAUAAGCCAUAGAAAUCAUGAGGUCAUGUUAUAUAUCAAAAUGCACGGCUCUUGGGAUUGGGGGAUUGUGAAGGUUGUAUUCAUUCCUCAGUAAAUUGCUGAGUUCCCAUUUCAAGUAAGUGUUCUUUUUACCUAUCUGAACUUGGUGUGUCUCAUGACCUGGAAGCGGAAAACAAGUGUGCUCUGAGAUACCACCUUGAAGGUGAAUCAUGUUUGUGGUAGAGCAGGUUGGCUACAAUAAACUACCAACAGUUGCCUUGUGAGGAAAAGCAGAAGGUUGGAGUGAAUAAAUAUGAAGAAAGUUUUUCAUUUCAAGUUCUAUUUUAUACCACAAUAUAUAAGAUCACCAAUGAAAUCAAAACUGAUUAAAGAGAUAAAUGUGGGAGACAUUGAUUGUUCAGAGGUAACCAUGUUUAUAUAUCAGUUUUUGAUAACCUACUUCUAGGAAGAAAUUUAUGGUUUGCAAGAAUUUACUUUCUUUUAUCUGAAUAUGGGAAACUUUGGCUUGGAUAUACAACAUUUAACAGAAAAGAUAAUUAUCAAACCCUGUUAAUUAUAAUUAUAGAUUGAUGAAUUUAUUUCUCGGUGUCAGUUCUACUUGAACUAUUAAAUUUGGGGAUCCUACUACGAAAAGAUACGUUAACCUGAAUAUUUUCAUUUUACAGAGGUUGGUUAAGGUCCAGGUUUAUUGCCCAAGCAAAGCAGGUCCCUUUAAUUAAUGCAAAGUGAAUACACAUGCAGAUAAGCAAAGCACAGUGAAGAACAACUCUUCCGGUCUUCUUUCUCUGUUUACUCUGGUUCAGUAUCUGAAAACUUGCAGCAGAGAAAUAAGGCUGGUGAUUAAAUGGCAUCUGGUCCUUGUCAAAGGACCUUCUUAGAAGCGUUUAAAAGGACAGCCAUGCCCUGUGGCCAUGGAUUUGGCAAGCACUACACAACUCUUACUAAAGUUAAAUGGAUGUUUGAUGAAGGAAAGGUCUAAGGUUUUGCAUCUAAGAUAAUAAAAAUCAAAUUUCUGUUGGCAGAUGUGUGGUAUGCUUUUCAUUGGUAAAAACAUUAAUUAUUUAAAUGCAUUUGAUGAGGGCAAUUUUAAGUGUGUCUCAGAAUUUAUUUUUGUGCUUGCUAAUCAAAUAAAAGUAAAUAUUCAUUUGUU
Pantherophis guttatus is the source of this 2714-nucleotide messenger RNA. It is a transcript of the gene GFER, whose product is annotated as growth factor, augmenter of liver regeneration. Gene Ontology annotation, cellular component: mitochondrion. Gene Ontology annotation, biological process: liver development. NCBI's taxonomy places the organism in Eukaryota, Metazoa, Chordata, Lepidosauria, Squamata, Colubridae. Gene Ontology annotation, molecular function: flavin adenine dinucleotide binding; flavin-dependent sulfhydryl oxidase activity. The record is from RefSeq and is a predicted model, not a curated record.